Molecule: messenger RNA, 678 nt
Organism: Trichoderma gamsii
Lineage: Eukaryota; Fungi; Ascomycota; Sordariomycetes; Hypocreales; Hypocreaceae
Exons: 3
Coding region: 1-678 (225 amino acids)
Biological process (GO): Golgi to vacuole transport; intracellular protein transport; intra-Golgi vesicle-mediated transport
Cellular component (GO): endoplasmic reticulum membrane; late endosome membrane; ER to Golgi transport vesicle membrane
Molecular function (GO): SNARE binding; SNAP receptor activity
Source: RefSeq, a predicted model, not a curated record
AUGGCGAACCCUCUCGACACAGAUGCUGGCUCGGAGCUCUUCAGCUCCUACGAGGCCGAACUCAAGCUUGUACAGGCAGACCUGGCACAAAAGCUAGAUCAGAUACCUGAUCUAACCGGCGAACCGCGCAAGGCUGCAGUCAGCCAAGCCGAGCGCGCCUUGGAGGAGGCAGAUGAACUGCUGGGCCAAAUGCGACUUGAAAAACAGAACAUCCCGACAUCUGCACGAGCCAAAGUUAACCAGCGCUUCCGUAACUACGAAUCCGACAUCGAUGGGAGCCGCCGAAAGCUUACAAGUCUCUCCUCCAACCGCGCUGCUCUUUUCGGCUCGCGGUACACCGAUGAGCCAUCAGGAGACAUCAACUUGGAACAACGACAACAGCUGCUGUCAGGAACCGAAAGACUCGACCGAAGCACACAGCGGCUUAUGUCAAGCCAAAGACUCGCCAACGAGACAGAGGCUAUUGGAGCAGAAACCUUGGCCGACUUGCACCGCCAAGGUGAAGUUAUUCGCCAUACACAUGAUACCCUCUUGGACAGCGAAAACUAUGUCGACCGCAGCGUCAAGACCUUGAGGGGGAUGGCUCGGAGCAUGGCGACGAACCGGGUGAUUACAAUUUCCAUCAUUACCAUCUUGGUGCUUUUGAUCGUUGCUGUCAUUUUCAGCAAGUUCCGAUGA